AUAUGAUUUCGUACAUACCAUUCUCGUACCAAUAUUUUUCAAACUUCUCAUACCUACUUUUAACGACUAAAGUUGAAUUUUCAUUUAGAUUUCAAGCUGCAGUCGAAUUUUUUUACGAACUGAACUGCAUUUUUAUCAUAUCAUGCAGUCAUUGUAAACAACAUCUCAUUGUGCAAUCAUAGUGCAACGGAAAAUAUUUUAUAGUUUAUUAAUGGGUUUGUAUAAAAUACGAAACUACAAAAUAACUUAAGCAUUGUACAUUAAGCAAGCAUGGACUUCAGUUCGCUCAAUCCAAACACUUCCAACCCAUUGAACAUAGCAGCAAGGAAAAACGAUUUUCAAAAUGUUCACCGUUUGUUGAAAAAAGUGAAUCCAAAUUGUGUGGACAAUAGAGGAUGGACCUGCCUUCACGAAGCCGCCGCUAACGACAGCUAUCAGAGCUUGGUGCUAAUUCUUAAGCACCCUGACUGCAGACCUUUAGCAGAGACGCAUGAAGGCCACACAGCUUUGUACUUGGCUUGUCGUCACCACAGUUCUUUGCAAACUAUUAAAGCUUUAUUAGACAGCGCUGAAGAUAUUGCCAACUACGGCAGCACUGAGAGCGUUACGCCUCUCCAUGUAGCCAUUACUCAAGGGAGAGUGGAAGUUAUACAGCUUUUAAUUGACCACGGAGCGAUGAUAGAUGUACAAGACUUUGAUGGGGACACACCUUUACAUGAUGCAGCUUUGGCAUCGAAGUUGAAGUCCGUAACAGCAUUAUUACAUGCAGGUGCUGAUCCGGCUAUUAAAAAUGAAACUGAUUACACACCGUUUCACUUAGCAUGUUUUAAAGGUGGAUUUGAUAUCAUAAAAGCGAUGUUACCUUUUGUUGAUGAUAUAAAUGAAGUUACUGCUAAUGGAGACACGCCAUUAAUAAUAGCUUGUAACGGUAACAACGAGAACAUUGUCCAGUUUUUACUAGACAAUGGUGCUGAUCCUCAUAUUAAGAAUAAAGAUGGUUUCUCAGCUUUAGAUGUAGCCCUCAAUCACGGUUGUGAUGAUAUAUUUAGUCUACUUCUGGGUGUUACAAACAAAGAAGAAAUAAACAAAGAUUUUAUUUUAUUAGCAUGUAAGCCACACUACUAUAAAUAUAAGAUUCUAGAGAGUUUACUGAAUCAUGACCUGGGGCCAGAAUUCUUCGACUUUUACGAGGAGUUUGUUGUUACGCUGGAGCGUAUUGGCGGUCUGCAACCUCAUUACCAGUCUAAUGCUCCGUUAAACUCUUACUUGAAUAUUUGUGAAUAUAUUUACAAUAGUGCAUUUGAGGCUUUUAGGAAAUUCUUUUACCUGUUCCUCAUGAAUGGUGUUGCGGUGAAUGCUCUGCGAAGGGAAGAGUGCCCUCCACUUGUGUACAUACAUUACUCAGGCCAUAGCAUUUGUUUUGAAGAGGUAUUCAAAAUACUCAUAGAGCAUAACUGCAAUGUAGACUACUCGAGCCUAUCCACAAACAGUGAACAGCUGAUACUCCCAGAUGCCUUCAUUGCCUCCGUCACUUCUGAUCCCGCUACGACUCUUGUGAUGCUGCCAUACAGCUUGCACUGUGAACCUGAUCACUUGCUGACUUUUACACAUAGCUGUGGCUGGUUGAGCAGAAUACCAGUUCAAAUACAAAAACAAUUACUAUCUUUUAUAGACAACAAUACAGACAAUAUCAAAGCAGAGUGCCUGUCACUGUAUGUGUCGCCAUUGAAACACUUGUCCAGGUUAAAAGUCAGAAGUGUUUUAAGAACUUCUGGUAUCAACACUACUGAAAAGUUUCUACAAGCCUUAGAAAAGUUGCCUAUACCACCUUUAUUGAAACAUUAUUUAAGAUACCUUUGAUAUUAUCCACAU
Messenger RNA from Cydia fagiglandana, 1872 nucleotides. RefSeq names its product ankyrin-1-like. The transcript has 3 exons. Bases 271 to 1860 code for a protein of 529 amino acids. Lineage: Eukaryota; Metazoa; Arthropoda; Insecta; Lepidoptera; Tortricidae. The record is from RefSeq and is a predicted model, not a curated record. Gene Ontology annotation, biological process: intracellular signal transduction. Gene Ontology annotation, molecular function: protein binding.